UAACGCACUCUACACAUAUUCUACACUACAUUUCAAGAAAAAAAAACAAUCCAUGGCUCCUUUCAAACUUCCAUUAGUACUUUUAAUCUCGUGGCUUCUGACAACAACAACGGCAAUAAACUUGUCCAAAAUGAAACUAGGACAAGACAUUGUUGCUAGACUUCAACUCGGAGAAGGUAGCAUGCCAGUGUGCUGGAAUGCAUUAUUUGAGAUAAAAUCAUGCACGAAUGAGAUCAUACUUUUCUUCUUCAAUGGCGAAUCUUAUUUAGGGAAAGAUUGUUGUAAGGCUAUUAGAACUAUUACUUAUAACUGUUGGCCUUCUAUGCUUACUUCCAUUGGUUUUACUGCUGAGGAAGUUGAUAUUCUACGUGGUUAUUGUGGAACUCCAUCACCUCAACCUGCUGUGGCCAUUAAAGUUUAAUUUAAGAUUAUUUUAUGACUAAAGGUUUUAUGCAUGGGAAAUAGUCUUGGAUUUAAUAAUUAAUUUUGGAAUGUGCUGAAUUUGGUUAUGAUAUGAACAACUUUUAUUGGAUUCC
Molecule: messenger RNA, 536 nt
Organism: Nicotiana tabacum (common tobacco)
Lineage: Eukaryota; Viridiplantae; Streptophyta; Magnoliopsida; Solanales; Solanaceae
Source: RefSeq, a predicted model, not a curated record